Molecule: messenger RNA, 3454 nt
Organism: Ricinus communis (castor bean)
Lineage: Eukaryota; Viridiplantae; Streptophyta; Magnoliopsida; Malpighiales; Euphorbiaceae
Product: protein TRANSPARENT TESTA 9
Exons: 22
Coding region: 506-3067 (853 amino acids)
Biological process (GO): endosome to lysosome transport; endosomal transport; regulation of autophagosome maturation
Cellular component (GO): endolysosome membrane; late endosome
Source: RefSeq, a predicted model, not a curated record
AACUUAUUAUUAAAAUAAGAAAUCAAAAUCAAAACCCAUCCCGUUCUCCGACCACAUCUACCGUCACAGUUGCAGAAUUCAUUCCAUCACCGCCCAUCGCCUUGUCUGACCAGACCAACCAAGAAUUUACUUACCGAAAACGACGAUUUUGAAAUUGAGAUUUCGGAGUGAAAUCGAGAUCGAGAUUGUUGAGUGAAAACGACGAAUCAAAUUUCUCAGUUAACAUUUCGGAGCUUCUUUCUGGCGUCGAGAAAAAAAUGGCGCUCAACAAUUAACGAGAGAAGAGAGAGAGAGGGAGAGAGAGAGAGAGAGAGAGAGAGGGAGGGAUUGAAGAAAUAGCAUUGAAACCCUUUUAAGUGCCGAUGAUGAAGGUAGCAACGCUGUCCUCUCGCACUUCAGCCUUUGGCAUUCUUCCAACUGAUCUUUUCUUCCUCCUUUAGCAUCUUUAUCCACUUCCACUUCUUCUUCCUGCAACUUAAUUAUUGUUGAUUGGGAGAAGACAACGAUGUGGUUUUCCUUUUGGAGAUCCAGAGAUCGAUUCUCCUUGGACGAACUCAGAUAUUUGACUGAUCAGCUCCAGAAAGUUCAAAUUGUAAAUGAGGUUAAUAAGGAUUUUGUCAUUGAGGCACUAAGAUCGAUAGCAGAGUUGAUAACUUAUGGUGAUCAGCAUGACUCAAACUUCUUUGAAUAUUUUAUGGAGAAGCAAGUCAUGGGGGAGUUUGUACGAAUACUAAAGAUUAGCAGAGCGGUGACUGUUUCACUUCAAUUACUGCAGACAAUGAGCAUUAUGAUUCAGAAUCUUAAAUCUGAACAUGCAAUAUAUUACAUGUUUAGCAAUGAACACAUUAACUUCUUAAUUACUUACUCAUUUGACUUUCGCAAUGAGGAGCUGUUGUCUUACUACAUUUCAUUCUUAAGAGCAAUAAGUGGAAAGUUGAACAAGAAUACUAUUUCUCUACUUGUUAAGACUCAAAAUGAAGAAGUAGUUUCUUUUCCACUUUAUGUUGAGGCAAUACGGUUUGCUUUCCAUGAAGAGAGUAUGGUUCGGACUGCAGUACGUGCUUUGACAUUAAAUGUUUAUCAUGUCGGAGAUGAAUCUGUGAAUAGAUUUGUUGCCAAAGCUCCUCAUUCUGAUUAUUUUUCAAACUUGGUGACAUUUUUUCGGAAGCAAUGCAUUGAUCUAAACGGAUUGGUCUCUGAAGCUCUAAAAAAUCCAGACACAGAUGCAACAACAGCGAUUCUUGCCGCAGUGGAUGAAAUUGAGGACAAGCUCUACUAUUUCAGUGACGUUAUUUCUGCUGGGAUUCCUGAUGUUGGAAGGUUAAUAACAGAUGACAUGUUGCAAGUUUUGAUACUUCCAUUGCUUCUUCCAUCUUUGCGCUUGGACACUGUUAAUGAAAAACAGAUUGAUGCUAUCACUUCUCUUUAUCUACUUUGUUCCAUCUUACGCAUAGUUAAAAUGAAGGAUUUGGCAAAUACGAUUGCAACUGCUCUCUUCUGUCCACCAGAGCUCUUCAUUCCAAAAACCGAAGCUAAGCUUAAUGGUCAUGUGUCUGAUCACAGUAACAUGAAUGACACCCUAAAGUUGGAAAGUGAUAGUACGGGUAAGGUUGAUGGUUGUCUGAAAGUGACUUUGCCAAACUCGACUAGUUCUUCACACGUUAAUCCUGAAGAUGCUGUCAUGCAAAAUGAUUGUAGUAGUUCACACAGGAGCUUGAGGGAUGCCUUGCUUUCUUACAUAACCAAUGGUGAUGACCUACAAGUUAUGGGCUCUUUAAGUGUGCUAGCAACACUGUUGCAAACAAAAGAAUUAGACGAAACAAUGCUAGAUGCUCUUGGCAUUCUGCCUCAGCGUAAGCAACAUAAGAAACUAUUACUGCAAGCAUUGGUUGGUGAGGGUUCGGGUGAAGAUCAACUUUUUGCUUCAGAACUUGGCUCUAGUAGAUACGCUUUCAGUAGUGAGCUUGACAGCUAUCUACAAAAAUUGAAGGAGCAGUAUGGAGGAUUAUGCUAUUUUCCAGAGGUGGGAACGAGCCCUCGUGUGCAUAGGUAUCAGGUGCUUGAUGCGUUGGUCAGUCUUUUUUGCCGCUCAGAUAUAUCUGCAGAGACAUUGUGGGAUGGUGGUUGGCUCUUGCGUCAGCUGCUCCCAUAUAGUGAAGCGGAGUUCAAUAACCAGCAUAUGAAGGAUUCAUACAAGAAUUGCACUAGUGCUGUUAUAGAGGAGACCAGAGGUACCUGGCCUGAUCUACUUCUGACAGUCCUAUGUGAUGAAUGGAAAAAGUGCAAAAGAGCAAUUGAAGCUUCAUCCCCUCGCAAAGAACCAAAGUACAUACUCUUGCUGUUACAGAAGUCUUCUUGUGAUGAUUUACUUCCUUGCGAAUCAUCAAUUAUUGCUGGUGAAAGACUCUGCGAGUUGGUGAAGGUGUUUGUACUUCUUCAUCAACUUCAAAUUUUUUCCCUUGGUAGGCCUUUGCCUGAGCAGCCUCCAAUGUCUCUUCCAAUUGAUGCCCCUGAGAACUCCCGGGCUAGAACUGCUGGCAUGGACAAUUCAGGUCCAAAACUUGGCGCUGAGUUGAAACUUGUUGAUGCCGUGCCUUGUAGGAUUGCAUUUGAGAGGGGCAAAGAACGUCAUUUUUGCUUCCUAGCAGUUUCUAUGGGCACAUCUGGGUGGAUCCUCCUUGUAGAAGAAUUGCCACUGAAGCAUCAGUAUGGAACCGUCCGUCUUAUGGCUCCUUUGGCUGGUUCCAAUCCUAGAGUUGAUGACAAGCAUUCAAGAUGGCUACACUUGCGCAUUCGGCCAUCUUCUCUACCCUUUUCUGAUCCUACUAAAUCUAUAACCACCAGAAAGACAAAAGCUUUGGUUGAUGGGAGAUGGACCUUAGCAUUCAGGAAUGAAGAAUCUUGCAAGAUUGCUUUGUCUAUGAUCCUCGAAGAGAUUAAUCUGCUAAGGAAUGAGGUUGAGAGAAGAUUAAAAUCAUUGCUCGAUAUUCAAGGGGCUGUAGAUAGUUCACACCAAUCUUUACAUCAUUCUGAGGCUUUAUCUUCAAGUGCUACACCUUCCAAUUGAUUGUAAAUUUUUGUAUUUGGUUUUGAGUUUUCCAAUGACAGUUUGCUAUAUGCUUUGGGUGGGAAUAUUUUUUAUGCCUAAUCACCCUUUUGUAUAUGAUUAUAAAGCCAUAUUAGGUAUAUAUAUAUAUAUAUAUAUAUAUAUAUAAUCCAAGAUGUAGAUUAGCACCCCAGCUUAGUGCUCAUUCUUUGUACUUUAGGUUCUUUUGCUGUGAUUUAUUAGUUUAGCGGAGGAUAUAUUCUCCCUUAUAGCUGUUCUGACAGUAGGUUUUCGCUUCUUCUUUUUCUCUUUUUCUCUUUUUUCUCCUUAUGUUGUAGUCUGUGUAACAUAAAUGUAUAUUUGAGCCAAUUUCAUAGUAAAAGCUUUUGGAACACUGCUUUCACAAAA